Molecule: messenger RNA, 2308 nt
Organism: Drosophila willistoni
Lineage: Eukaryota; Metazoa; Arthropoda; Insecta; Diptera; Drosophilidae
Product: glutamic acid-rich protein
Exons: 5
Coding region: 61-1587 (508 amino acids)
Source: RefSeq, a predicted model, not a curated record
GCAAGUCAAAUCAACAUCAUCUUAGAUCUAAAAUUCUUUUGGAGUUUUUCUUUUUUUAAAAUGUUUUGGCUCGGCAUCAGUUUGCUCUGCAUCCUUUUGUCCAAUUCACUUGAGGCGUAUCCUGUGAAUGAUCAAGCGCCUGCCGAACUCUCAGAUCCAGCGGAUUAUCCUGAUCUAACUAGUGGCUUAAGUAAUGCCGAAAUUGAGGCUACUUUAAAUGAUCUUUCCCUGAAUGAUUUGAAUUCAUUGGACAAAUUGCUAGACGAAAAUGGCAAUGAAAUUGCAGAACCCAAUAACGCAAGUCCAGGAGCAACGCGCAAUAGGGAAACUAAGUCACAACAACACGAGAAUUUCGAUUUUGAAGUAAAUCCUGUUGAUGACGAAUAUCUGGGAAACAAUUGUCGCGAGGAAGAGGACGAUGGUAAGGAAAAGGAGGCAUCUAAAUGCACAGAAGAACCAAAAUCUACCAAGAAGUGUACGACAACCUGUUCGACAACUGCUUCAACCACAACACGCAAGGCAACAUGUCCCUCAACAGAAAAGAGCACCACUAAAUGCACGGAUUCGGGAUCAAAGCAUAAAAUGGGAGGAUUCCUUGAUGAUGAUUUCAAUAUGUCGAGUUGUGCAGAGAAGUUCAAGUUAAAGAAAUGUAAAAAAACCAAACCAAAAUGUGAGAAUGUCUGCGAUGUAAAUGAUGCCGAAUGCCUGCAAAGAAAUUUGGACAGGCUCAAGCAACAGAAGACCAAUUUGCAGGACUACAAUAUAGAGAACAUACCCAAUUCCGACUCUGACCCCCCUCUGGACUAUGAUCUGGAGGACACUGAAUUGAAGGACUUGGAUCAACCACUUGAUCCUCUGAAACCCAAGAAGGAACUAAAUGACUGGGACGAAGAAAAGAUGUUUAACGUCGAUCUCGAUAAACCUAAGAAUUUGGAUGCCAAUUGGGAUUCGAAUGACUACAAAGUAGCCCCGAAAAUGAGUCAAACUUGGAGUCAGUCCAAUGCAGAGCCCGAAGAAGAGCAGCCAUCAAUUAAACAGACCAAAGAUGAUUCUCAGCUUGAACGAGAACGAAAAGAUGCAAAAGUGGAAUCUGAAAAGAUUCCCACUAAACAAGAAAAGCAGGAUGAAGAUGAUAUGCCAUCGGAUGAUCAGCCUCAGCAGCAAGAGGUCAGCGAUGACCAAGAGCAACAACAAGUAGCAGAUAGAGAACAAGAAAUAAUUGAUGGUGAAAGUUUUAUUGCCCAAAAUGCUUGCGAUCCGCCACGUUAUCUAAUCCAAAGCGAAAAUGGUGACUACUUUCAAAGCGAUAAUGAGUCUGCACUUCAAAAAUUGCAUGAGGAGGAUCAGAGACAAUCCCAAAAAUAUGAAGUAGACAGAACGGACGAGAAAGAACAAUUAUACUUUCAGUCACAAAUCACACGCAACAAGCGUGAAAAUAAACAACUAGACGAUGCACCUGAGAAUGACGCUGAAAGUUAUUUCAAAAAGUUAAUGGACUCAUUUCCACGUGAUCAGGGCAGUCAGAGUAAUGUUAAUAUAGCCUUUAAGGAAGAAUGGCGACCGCAUUUACGCGUUAAACGCAGUUGACUUAUUUAUUGCGUUCCUUUUUUCUUUUUUCCUUAUCAUAUAUAAUGCGUAUAUAUAUAUUUUUAUAUGAUCAAAUAAAUCGAAAGAUAAACUCACCGUUGCAAUCCCUCUAAUAGCAGCGGUGUUAGGAACACAUUUAGUUGACCCUUUAGCCUGGCCACCACCGAUGUACAGGCAGCUCCACCUUCAGCCUGUAGACUCAUGAAUUCACCAUCAUCAAAACCAUUUGUGGUCUUGUCCGUUUCUUCUUCUUUAAGCAAAACACUCGGAUCCCAGGGAUGUGAUUUCGGGCCACCCAUAAAUGUGGCCGAACUAUUGCUACCAGUAGCAUUCUCGUAGCGAGGAACCACUUUGAUUUCACGCCAACAUGAAUACAAAUCAAAAUGUGGCAACAUUUUGCUACCGAUAUAAGUCAGGCCACCAUCUUCGUUCUCGUGAAAAAGAGGCGUAGAAAAGACAUCCGGUCCCAAGGGAAACGAACAGCCGCACCAAUUAAAACAUUUCACCUGGGACAAAUGAUUUAAAUAGCUGGCCAUAAGAAGUGGGGAAUCGAUAAUGGGUCGAUUAAUUUGUUGAUGGAGAUUGAUCAACGCAACAUCCUCUUGCGAUGACAUGGCCGAUAUGAAAGAGUUGGACGAUAGCGAAGGAGUUCCUGAUGAAGAUCCAUGUGAAUCCGCCUAAGAAAAAAUAAAUCAAAAACAAUUAUAAUAUCCAAUUGUAA